Diprion similis is the source of this 1138-nucleotide messenger RNA. Its product is annotated as NK1 transcription factor-related protein 1-like. Gene Ontology annotation, molecular function: DNA binding; DNA-binding transcription factor activity, RNA polymerase II-specific. NCBI's taxonomy places the organism in Eukaryota, Metazoa, Arthropoda, Insecta, Hymenoptera, Diprionidae. Gene Ontology annotation, biological process: regulation of DNA-templated transcription. The record is from RefSeq and is a predicted model, not a curated record. The transcript has 4 exons. Bases 213 to 1082 code for a protein of 289 amino acids.
GUCACACGCCGGCAAGAACGGUGCCGAAGAGGGACCUGGUGAUUCCUUUUGGGAUAUCGGCAGUUUCCCGCAUGCGGUGAUCAGCGGUGGUCCAGACGCGGUUCGAGGUCCGGAUCAGAAUCGUUGUCGGAAUAUAAAUUGGAAUUUAAACUUUGAAUUUCGGGGAUCUCGGGAGGCGCCGCUCCCUCUGAUGGUGAGAAUCGGGCCCGGAAAUGGAGCAGCUCCGAGGCGAAGGGCCAGAGCCAUCCGGCUACGGAAGCGACUCCAGCAGCGGCGGAUCCGCCGAUCAGUUUCUCCGCGUCCGGAACGAGAUCCGCACCAGUCCCGCCGCAUCGGUUUCCGCACCGAACGCCUUCUCCAUCGAUAGCAUCCUCGGACGGUCCCAGAGGAGCCAGGGAAUCCCGUCUGCAACCACCGACGGGGAACGCGAGGAUGACGAACAGGAAGAACGGGACGAGGAACGAGGACACUUCGUCAGGCCGACGGCCGUCUCCGCAUCCCAUUCCGGCUUCGGCACGGCGCUUUACUCAACCGCAGGUCUGACCUACCCUGAAACGGCCCUAACAGAUCCCGCCGGAUAUUCGGCAGCAUCUUUGGCAUCCGCUUCUCUCCUCUACAGUGGUUGGUUCGCACAAUCUAAACCUGGACAACUUUUCGGGCUACAAGCCCCAAAACCCAGCGGUAGACGAUCUCGGAAGCCUGGAAUAGACAGGAAACCACGACAGGCGUACAGUGCUAAGCAGCUUGAACGACUGGAGGCUGAAUUCAAAGUUGACAAGUAUCUUAGCGUGAGCAAGCGGAUGGAACUGUCAAAGUCGCUGAACCUGACGGAAGUCCAGAUAAAAACGUGGUUCCAGAAUCGGCGAACAAAGUGGAAAAAGCAACUCACGUCACGAAUGAAGAUCGCCCAAAGGCAGGGACUUUUGCCCCCGACGUAUUUCCCGCCUGCGCAAUAUCCGCUUUUGCCUUACUACGCAGCGCCGCUGAUGUUUGGCACCCUGACACCAGAUGACGCUACCGGCGUCGGUGUCGCAACGCUCUCUCCGUGUCCCGUCGUUUCCUCGGCCGGUAACACGGUUUGAAUCCGCGAUAAAGUUCGGUCGGUACUCUGCAAACAACUGGAAUAUCGUGGCGACGU